AUGUCUCGUACCGCACCUGAGGAGUCAGGGACAGAGGAGCCGAGAGAAAAGCAUGAACUAGAAAGCCGAGAAUAUGCGCAGACGUCAGAAGAGCUGGGUUCGCCGGCCGAUAUCCAGAGGCCUCGAUCUGCUUUACACUCCGGCGACUUCAGGGAAGGUGCCGACAGCUCUACGCAGCAUACUCCCCCAUCACGUCGACCUCGAUUCACAGAGCGAAGCCCGACGUCUCCAUUUCCCGAACUGGGUACCUCUCCUACAACACCAUGGUUUGGUGCAUCGGCUUUCCAGGCCCCGGCACGGGGCCCCGCAUUUGACGAUCAUCGCGAGCUGAUGACGCUCCAAUCCCGGUCCCGAGCACCAUCUCUAGGGUCAUUCUCUUCAAGCUAUGUUCUCAAGGUUCCAACGAGUCCUCUCGUACACCAGGCGAACAAUACCGAUCUGGAUUUUUCUCCUCGAGUCGAUUCGGGGGAUCCUCCUCCGUUUAUCGACAGAGCGAACCGACGGCGGACCCUACCUCCUGAUUCAUUUCUGCACCUCCAAUCAUCACCACCAAAUUUGCGAGCCGUUAGCAUCCGAAAUCCUUAUCAACCCGGUCACCACGAGGGACUUUUCCAGCCACAGCACUUCCCUCGUCGGUCUCUAACCUCGGCGUAUAGUCUUCAGCUUGCCCCGACGGGUAAUGCUAACGCUUAUCGUGCAAGGAGGCCGUCUUUUGCCUCCGAGCAUUCUGCAAAGCCUCAUGCCCCGAUGGUAGGGUCCUACGAGGAGUCUCUCUUGCGAGGCCGAAUGUCUAUGAGUCCUUCCAAGCCACUGGAUUUCACAGCGCAGAUUGGUGUUCUCGGGAAGGGGAAAUGCAAAGGGCACCUUAAAUGUCCUCCGCAUGUGACGGUGCCUUUCCCUGCUGUUUUCUACAGCUAUCCUACUUCUGGGAAUGGUCGCUCCAUUGCGGAUGACAGCCCGAGUCCUUACGUGGGCCAUAUCGACCUCGAGAAUUCGUUAGCCAAAGACGAGUCGAACACGACACGGCGUCGGAAACGACAUGUCAGUCCCCCAAAGUCUCAUGAAGAGACUGUCCUAGACGAGUCGGGUGCAACCCGAAUCGCUGAUGUCGACACCCGACGUCGCCGAGAAAAGAAGAACCGCAGAGCAGAAUCUCCCAAAUGCCCCCCAGGCGGGUGUUAUCGAAUCCCCCAGCAGGGACAACUUCAGAUUAUAAUCAAGAACCCGCACAAGACUGCGGUCAAGCUAUUUCUCGUGCCUUACGACCUUACCGACAUGGAACCUGGCACCAAGACUUUCAUCAGACAGAGAAGCUAUUCGGCUGGCCAGGUAAUCGACAUGCCGCUGAGUGCGCGAAAGAACUAUGGAACUGAUCGUCCCGAGGCAUCGUUGAACGCCACCGAGGAUCCCCGAGACAAGCCCGUUUUGCGGUAUCUCAUUCAUCUCAACGUUUGUUGUCCGGCACGUGGUCGCUUCUACCUAUACUCCAGUGUUCGAGUGGUAUUUGCCAACCGCGUACCUGAUGGCAAAGAGAAGCUGCGCAACGAGAUCCAACUUCCAGAGCCCCGAUACACCCCGUACAAGCCUACCCGGGACUCGAGUCUCUCUGGGUCUACCACCAAUGUACGCCUCGCAAUGGAGAAAGCCUCUCGCAGACGGAGUGCCGGCCAAGGCACAAUCACACUUCUCCGUCCGCAUGUAUCAUCACCAAGCGACGGUCCCCUGCAUUGGACUGCAGCCGAAGCUAUGGGACUCACAAACGCCUCUCAGAUCUAUUCCGAGAAUGAUUCGACCAUGUACAACAAGCUCAACAAGGGCGACGUCGGAUACGGAGGGUUCCCUUACUCCUCGUCAAAUGGAGGCUCUGAGAACGGUGAGAGCCUACUUGCCAAGCGACUUCGCAGCUUAGAUGUGCACAAGCAAGAGAGGUUCGACAGUAAUUGA
Messenger RNA from Penicillium cinerascens, 1944 nucleotides. RefSeq lists its product as uncharacterized. The transcript has a single exon. NCBI's taxonomy places the organism in Eukaryota, Fungi, Ascomycota, Eurotiomycetes, Eurotiales, Aspergillaceae. The record is from RefSeq and is a predicted model, not a curated record. The coding region runs from base 1 to 1944 and encodes 647 amino acids.